UCAUCUUCCUGAACGAAUUUAAUAAACAAGGUCACGUCAUCGGAAGAAGCUUGUGUGGCCGUCGCACGCUGAGAGAAAAGUCUUGAAGAAUAAACAGAAAUGGCAGGAGGAACAGAGCGUGCCAAGUCCUACAUGGCCACUGGAGCUUAUGUGGGCUGUAUAAAGAUUCUGCUGACCGUUUAUAACUUUGUAUUUUGGAUCACUGGUAUAGCUGUCUUGGUACUAGGAAUAUGGAUCGUGGCAGGGUUACAGAAGUACACUGAGUUACUGGACGGCUAUCCCUCGGCCGCGACAUGGGCCAUCAUCGGGACUGGAGCUGCCAUUGUCAUCAUCGCCUCCUUUGCCUGUUACUGCACCUUCAAGGGGUACGGACGGCUCUUGUAUAUUUAUGCAGCCUUCCUGAUGGUAGUAUUCCUGGCUGAGCUUGCUGCUGGCGCCACCUUCCUUGUGUUCAAGGGUCAAGUACAAACUAGUCUGAAAACUGGCAUGAACAACACCAUGAACAGCUACACGGACGGCUCUGACAAUGCCAUGGACAAAGUGCAACAAUCAAUCAAGUGCUGUGGUAUUAACAGCUAUGUUGACUGGUACUAUACGAAAUAUGAUAAGAACACAGAGAAGCCAAACACUGUGAAAGUGCCGAAGUCUUGCUGUGUAACCAGUAGUAACUGUUCUAAUACAAAUCUGCCGUUGAAUCUGAACCAGACCAGUGCCAGCAUUUAUGUGGAGGGCUGUCACCGUAAGAUAGUGUCAGGGAUGGAAGGUAACAUUGCUAUCAUUGGAUCUGCUGUACUUGGAUUCUCAUUCCUACAGUUACUGGGCUCUGUUUUGGCCUGUUGUCUUGGUAAAGGCAUCAACAAGGCCAAGUAUGAACAAGUGGCAUAAGGCAAGAACUGCCUUGAAUUACCAACUGAAAAACUGGACAAGUUUGAAGAAGUUACUUCCAUAAUUUGGAGAUUUUUCUUUCUUGCCUGUCAAAAAUCAUUAUGUAAAAUUAAAUCGUUUAGAUAUAGUUUGGAGCUAUAUGAAAUUUAUCAAGAGGAAUAACAAAAUAUAUUGAGAACAACCACAAUAAAUGGCAGAAAAGAGUGGUAUAAUACAAUUCAUUUUAUUACAUUAAUUCAUGUGAUAUAAUUUACAUGUAUUCCUUUAUUUUGUCAGAAGUUGAUAAGGUCCAAGAUAGAAAGUUGACAUUCAGUUACAAAUAUUCUAGUCCCAAACAUGAGCACAAGGUCUGUUUUCUUUACACUGAAAAAGUCAACGUCCAACAUACCAGAAUCAAAAGCUGCAUAGAGCUGUAUUUAGACCAGGGCCAACUUAGACCAGACAAAGACUGAAUGAUGUCACAAAACCAGAUUUCAGUACAUCUUUUGAAAUGUUUACCUGUCGUGCAGCCAGGCAGGCCUCAAGUAGUAGAUUUAAUUUUCUUUCUUCUUAUUCUUCAUCUGACCUCUUGCAAAUAAGCAAUUUUUGCCUCAGGUUCCAUUGGCAUGAGUGAAAGUUUUCGGGGUACCCUAGUAAAGCUUAAUUUCAGGAUUUUCUGUCUUCAUUUCGAUCAUUUUCUUUAUAUGGUCUAAAUGCGACGAGGAAUUGCAAGUGUUUUCUGGAUUUCCAGUUUUAACUAUUUUAAUCCAUAUCUUUGGCCAGACCUUAUAUUUGAUCAGUCUGUCAAAAGCUAUAGGCACCAGUUAUUCUAUGCCUGGUUUAAGUUGGUUCUGGUAUAACCACAGCAUAAAAAUAUGAAAAUAUUUUAUUCCCCAUAAGCAUAGCAAAAUCAGAUAUAUUCCAUACCCAAGCAUGACCACCGAGUGCAGUAUUAUGGCAGUGCUAUUUGAGAUUUCCAUUAUAAUCAUUAUGAACUCGUCAUGUUACUAAUUCAAUAUUAAAUGUAGUUAUGACUGUAGACUAUGGCAUAGCUUGGAUAGAAUUUCAUGCAGGCAUGAUGUAGUUUUUUUUUUUUUUUUUUUUUUCAUCCAAAUAUAUUUUUUUUCCGUUUUGAUGAGCAUUCUUUGCGUAAGGUGACUAUUGGGCCGCAUCUUUAUGUUUAAACAAUACUUGAUGCUAGCUACGCUAAUACUAAGUCAUAUUUUGAACUCACAAGAUCAGAAAGUUAAUGUUUCACAGUGCCGUUACCAUGUUUUGACAAUCACUUUCAAGGUAAAUGAUAUAAAUGUGAAAAAAAAAAUUAUUCAAGCGUGUUAUUCUACAACCUUUCAUCAUUGCUCAAACAAACUCUACAUACAAGUUGUACUACAUGUGCAUCCACAGAAGUUAAAUAUUUUGGGACUUUCGCAAAUUUAUGUGUAAUUUUGACAAUGUGUUUGAUGGUUUAGUGUAAAAGGAAGUAUCGAAGGUCUAAUAUAUAUACUUUAUUGUACUAACUAUCAAUUUUUCUUUGUAAUCAGUAUUUCACUUCUUUUGAUGUAUUGCAUGUUACACAUGUAUAUUAGAAAUUAGAUUAAUAAUGCAACUCGAGAAUUGAGGUUGAAGUUUCCUUUAUAUGAAAAUGAAAUAAAAAGGGUAUAUAGUCACAGAUAUUUUAAGGGAUAAAGUGGGAUAAAUGCCAGUUUGAUUCAAAGUAGAUGUAAAGUUGGUAGCCUGAGCAAAAAAGGGGCAUUGUCAAUUUCUAUCAGACCUUUCUCAUUAUUCAGUGAUUGGGGAAUUUUUGUGGUAAGUGAUUUUUAUUCAUGAUUAAAUUACUUUGAAAAUUUUCUAUCCUUAAAGACUGAUUUAUGGAUAUAGCACAAAGUUGGCUUUUUAAUUCCGUUAUGUUGUUACUUUUGUGUACUUUUGGUGUGGAAAGUAUUGUGAAAGAUGGGCUGGUAUUAACAGAUAUUUUCCCUUAAUGGGAUCAGCGUCUUUAGUUGUUCUCUGUACACUUACUAAAUUUUGUAAGUCAUUUACAGUUUAAUUGUUGUCAAAUGGUUUGAAAUGUGUCAGUUAAGUAUCACCGUGCUCAACAUUGUUUAAAGCUUACUUAAGGAUGGAAUAUGUAUGGGAUUUUUGCCAUUAUUUAACAUACAUUUGAAAGUUGGGAUAACAUCGAUGCAGAACUAAUGAUGAUUUCCAGUUCUGUGGUUUCUUAAAAUAUAACCCAUUUCAUAGAUGGAUACAUAAAGUUUAACAUAAAAUUUUGCAUGGUUUAUUCACAGUCAUUUAUUUAUGGAGUAUAUAUGUUUACAAAACUUUGUAGUGUUUACUAAACUUAGAGACAGAA
Molecule: messenger RNA, 3217 nt
Organism: Lingula anatina
Lineage: Eukaryota; Metazoa; Brachiopoda; Lingulata; Lingulida; Lingulidae
Product: tetraspanin-7
Cellular component (GO): plasma membrane
Source: RefSeq, a predicted model, not a curated record